AUGAAGAAGCUUUUGUGUUGCAUCUGUUUGACCGCAUUCUAUAUUGGUUUUGUAGUCUGUGGGUCGAAUAUGAAUGACCACAUGCAAGAAGGCACGUGGCAGCAGCAGAGUACUUCAGGAGAGGGAGCUGGGUUGAUUGGGGUUGAGUCAUCGGAGCCGCCGAGUUGCCAGGGUGUCUGCGAGGGCUGCGAGCCGUGUACGCUGGUUCUUGUUCGUUAUCAUCCGCCAGGUGCCGUCGGUACCGACGAGAAUUUCUACCCAGAAGUAUGGAGAUGCAAGUGUCGUGGCCGUUUCUACGUACCCCCUGAAGCCUAA
Messenger RNA from Erythranthe guttata (spotted monkey flower), 315 nucleotides. NCBI's taxonomy places the organism in Eukaryota, Viridiplantae, Streptophyta, Magnoliopsida, Lamiales, Phrymaceae. The record is from RefSeq and is a predicted model, not a curated record.